Vanessa atalanta (red admiral) is the source of this 2313-nucleotide messenger RNA. It is a transcript of the gene Swt1, whose product is annotated as transcriptional protein SWT1. Gene Ontology annotation, cellular component: nucleus. Gene Ontology annotation, molecular function: protein binding. The transcript has 11 exons. The record is from RefSeq and is a predicted model, not a curated record. NCBI's taxonomy places the organism in Eukaryota, Metazoa, Arthropoda, Insecta, Lepidoptera, Nymphalidae. The annotation marks the transcript as partial.
UAGGUGUGAUGGUUUUUGUUUAAAUAUUUGUUGUUAUUCGUUAUGAAUACUCAUAAAAAUGACGACCAGAAAUUACCCGAUGGCUGGGUUUUAUGUAAAUCGAAAUCAAUUCCGGGAAGGAAAUAUUAUUUUAAUAAGAAAACCGGAAAAUCUUCUUGGUCGGAACCACAGGACGAUGAUAAGUCUGACAAGAAGUCUUGUAAGAAAGAGAAAUUAAAAAAACAGGAGAAGAGAAGAAAGGAGGAGUUAGCUAAGAAGGGUACAAAGAGGAAAAGUGAUGGGCAUGAAGAAAAUGCUUCAAAGAAACGAUCCAAACAAGAUACAACUGAUGCAGCAAGUUAUAAAGCUAAUAAAAGUGACUCUUCUUUACAAUGUCAACAAAAAAGACGAAAGGAGAGUUCACCAAAAUCUACAAGUACCCCAAAAACAACACCUUCAAAAAGCACUUCUAACAGUAGAACAGAAACACCAAUCAAAAAUUCUCCUGUUAAAAAUUUGGCUAAUUCGAGAUUGUCGCAGCUACGAGCUUUACUUAACUCCGAAGCAAAGGAAGAAGAAGAUUUGGAUGCUCAAAACAAAAAAGUCAAAAUUAGCCCAAAAACUAGUUCAAAUGAAACACCUAGCAAAACUUGCAGGGCUGACCGCAAAAGUCCAAAUUUGAAUGACCCAAAAUCUGCUCAUUCUCCCAGCAGUGAUAGUUUACAGUCCAUGCCAUCUCCUUCACAAUUUUUUGCCGCUAACAAAAUCAUAUCAUCAAUGAAAGCUCAACUACCUGAAGAAUAUUGUUGUAAAGAGAAACAGAAAGACACAUUUGCAGACAUAGAGAAAGGAAUCUGUAGCCAGACCCCAGAGUACCCAUUUUCCAAACAUCCAGCUACACCGCCACAGUUUUCUGAAGCAAGUAAAUUAGUGUCAGCUAUAAAGUCGAAACUAGCAUACAAAGUUUCUACAUCUAAAGAUAGUGUAAAAACUUUUUCAUCAGCUAAAGAAAGAAUGGAAAUGUUGAGAACUAAUUUGAGUUUGGAAGCAGAACAGGAAAUGAAUAGCAGUUUUUUAUGUAAUAGUAUUGAAUCAGAACCAAAACCUAGUACAGAAGCUAUGGAAAUAGAGGAAUCUAAAGAGGUUAAACAAAUCAUUCCUACAAACCAGAGGGACAGUAUUGGAGGUGGGGACAAUUUAGUCCUGGUCGUAGACACAAAUAUAUUUAUACAUGAACUUGACUUUAUUAAGAAUGUCCUAAAUUCUCAUAUAAAAGGUUACAGUGAACAGCCCACCCUUUUAGUUCCAUGGCGUGUUAUAAAUGAAUUAGACAGGCUCAAAGACAAUAACAAUGGCAAUGGAGCUCUCUGUAAACGGGCAAAGUCAGCCAUGGAUUAUCUUUACAAAUCAUUACCAGAGAACAGCCGAAUCAAAGGUCAAUCUUUACGCGAUGCGAAUUCCCACAUCUACCCUUGUGAGGUACCGGAUGACGAGAUAUUAAAUUGUAGUCUACAGCAAAUUGAGAGAGGCAGGAAUGUGAUUCUCGUGUCAAAUGACAAAAAUCUCUGCAACAAAGCAAGUAUAAAUGGAGUGAAGAGAAUUAAUGUGAAUGAGUUAAAGGAGCUCGUUGAGAACAAGCCACAACCCAACAACGACCCUGACCUUCUGGAGAGCGUCAAACAUUACCAACAAACUAUUUACCACUUGCUCGCAAAUAUAUUAGAAAACGAAAUGCGAGCUAAGUACAACAAUCUCUGGCAACACGUGUUAUUCAAAGCGCCGCCCUGGACGUUGUCCGACGUGCUGCAAUGUUUGCUCAAACAUUGGUUUGCGGUGUUCAACGAGGUGUUUCCGCGGAUAGAGCAGCUCAUAACCGAGCUCAAGAACAGCUUGGCGUCGAUAGAGAGGAAGGAUCCGAACACCUUAACACAAUCAGAAGUGGCAAACUUCAAGGAAUUAUGUUUAGACGUGGCGAAGCGAUGUCAAAUCAUUCCAGAAUAUAUGGAACUAGCUAAGGCUACUGUGGAGCGACUGCUGCGCAACUGUGCGAGCGAGACGGAGAAUAGAGACAGGGAUAGUGUCGUCGAUGCGUUUGAGGGACUUUGGACUGUGUUGUCUAGUUAUAGUGCUAAGUUGGCGAGUUCGUUAGGCAUUCCACAUAGUAUAGAAGACAAACUCCCAGGAAACGAUACCCUACCGGUUCUAACUAGCAAGUGGACAUUCAUCAAUGGACAUGUUAACGAUCUCACACAAGCUAUUAAAUGCGUGCUGUCGGCGCGCGGCGCGGCGGGCGAGUGCGCGCUGCGCCUGCACGCGGCGCUGGCGCGCGCGCGC